GGACUUUCUCAAUUAAUUGCCUCUUGCUUAGCAGAGGGCGUUCUGGAGUAGCUGUGCUAGACUUUGAAGCUUUUUUGAAAUAAUGUUCCGGCAAAGCAUCCGGCGUUUCGGCACCACUGCGCUUCGCGCAGCAGAAGGGUCGACCGCCUAUAGUGUCCGAGUAUCGCAAGCUCAGGGUUUCGUUAACGGUCUUACAGAAGCAAUCGGAAACACACCACUUAUCCGACUGAAGCGCCUUUCCGAAGAGACCGGCUGCAACAUCCUCGGUAAAGCCGAGUUUCAGAACCCCGGAGGCAGCGUGAAGGACCGUGCAGCAUUGUUUGUUGUCAAGGAUGCAGAGGAGAAGGGUCUCUUGAAACCUGGCGGUACGGUGGUUGAAGGAACAGCGGGUAAUACUGGAAUUGGGUUGGCGCAUGUGUGCCGGUCAAAGGGAUACAAACUUGUUAUCUACAUGCCCAACACGCAGUCCCAGGGUAAGAUCGACCUUCUGCGGCUCUUAGGUGCGGAAGUCUACCCUGUGCCGGCGGUGGCUUUCGACAACCCACAGAACUACAAUCACCAGGCGCGGAGACAUGCGGAAUCGCUGGAUAAUGCGGUGUGGACAAACCAGUUUGACAACACCGCCAAUCGCCAGGCCCACAUCGAAACGACUGGUCCUGAAAUAUGGGCCCAGACUGGCGGACAGGUCGACGCUUUCACUUGCGCUACCGGAACGGGAGGAACAUUGGCUGGUAUCACACGCCACCUUAAGACCGCCAGUGAUGGACGUGUCAAGUGUUUCCUUGCUGAUCCCCCGGGUAGCGUUCUUCACAGCUACAUCCAGAGCGGUGGAAACCUAAUCGAGCGCUCAGGAAGCAGUAUUACUGAGGGUAUUGGCCAGGGCCGUGUCACAGAUAAUCUCCAGCCCGACAUCGACCUUGUGGAUGGAUCUCUCACGAUUAGCGACGAGAAGUCAAUCGAGAUGGUCUACCGCUGUCUCGACGAGGAGGGCCUAUAUCUCGGAGCCAGCUCUGCGCUCAACGUUGUUGCUGCCAAGGAGGUUGCCGAGAAGCUCGGUAAGGGCAAGACCAUCGUCACCAUCCUGUGCGAUGGUGCCUACCGUUAUGCCGACCGUCUGUUCUCGAACACGUGGCUUCAGAGCAAGGGCCUGAGGACCGCUAUUCCCAAGCACCUCGAGAAGUACAUCGUGCUUCCAUAAUUGGUCAUGUAUGUAUAAUGUUGUAUAGACCGGUGUCAAUAUAGUGAUAUCUGUUUAAAAAAACCCUACCAUA
This is a messenger RNA of Aspergillus alliaceus, 1271 nucleotides long. RefSeq names its product cysteine synthase A. The record is from RefSeq and is a predicted model, not a curated record. Gene Ontology annotation, molecular function: cysteine synthase activity. Gene Ontology annotation, cellular component: cytoplasm. The coding region runs from base 83 to 1198 and encodes 371 amino acids. The transcript is spliced from 2 exons. Lineage: Eukaryota; Fungi; Ascomycota; Eurotiomycetes; Eurotiales; Aspergillaceae.